AUGACGGAAUACGACUUCUCGCAGGAGGGCUACGAGCGCCAUAUGCGCAAGAUGCACCGCGUCUACAACUGGACUUGCGACAACGCCCGCAUCCCACAGAAAAAUCCCUUCGCGCCCCCAACUCCCGCCACCGGGUUGAUGGACCUCCCCUACGACGCUGCCGGCAAGACGAAGAGUAGGCAGAGGAGCGCAUCCAUGCACGACACGCGCGCGCGCACUGUCAUCCCCCCCAAGCGCUCCUCGACAACGCCCACCAAUCCCUACGGCAGCAAGCACUCCAACUCGUCCUAUACACUUGUGCAGCCCGUAGUCACCCCGCCCGUUGCGGCCGGCUACCCUGCCCCUCCUCCGCCCCAGAUCAUCUACUACAACCCUGGGCAACCGCAGGCGCAACCUCGGCGACACCACCGCGCCAACUCGUACGCGGCCCCUCCCCCACCUCAAGUCUACGGCUAUCAGGCCCCCGUGACAACCCACGUCUACCCUUACCCCACGACGGCCCCACGGAAGAGUACGAGCAGCGCCCAGCGCCCUCCGAUUGUGGUUCCGCCGGCUGUGCCACAAUACACGAUGCCGACGUCCCCGAAACAGCAGCCGCUGAUCAAGCGCCUCUUCGGCUUCGGUCGGAAGAACAGCGUGCGGAGCUCGAGCAGGGAGCCGUCGCGCGACGAGCGCCGCGGAAGCAAGGAGAGCACUACUACGACGAGAAGCACCACAGGGAGCGGGAGAGCCGCCAUCGCUCCUCAUCUCAGCACCCGCGCCCGUCGACCCAUCACCAUCACCGGUCAUCUCGUCACCGCGAGCGCCGGCUCAGCUACUAGACACCUCGCCGCCCGCGAUAUACCACCCGACCACCCCGGAACAAUCACCCGCACAUCACCCCUGCUACACGCCGCAACUCGUGCCACGUCGCCGCCUCCCCACGAGUUCCCAUCACCGGCGGCAUUCAUUUCUCUCUCGCCUACAACUCGCACUUCCCCCUACCUAGACGUUCUCAGGCUCGAUUCGACUGCUUGCUUUGCUGUUGACCAGGGUCUGAUUGCUUUCGUGCAACCUUUCUCGUCUCGCCUAUCUUCCUCUCGUCCCGCCUAUCUUCUCUCGUCUAGCCCAUCUCCUUUCCUCGCCUUCCGACUCGUCUCGCCCUUCCGAUUUUCCCACCCACGCUCUAAUUAUCCCCCACGUAUUUAUUCUUACUUAACCUUAAUGAUCAUGACGCUUCACGAAUACGGGGGUGGGCUUCACGAAGAUGGGCUUGACCUACCCGAACUUGGUCUUGGGCUUCACGAAUUUGGUCUUGACCUUCCCGAACUUGGUCCUGGCCUUCCUGAAGGUGGGCUUACUCCGAGUCCUACGCCCCCUCGCCUUCGCCCCAGUUCCAGGACAUUCAGCCACUUCGCGAGGACUGUACACUCGACACACGACAUACGACGGGCGUGCGACGAGUCGUCGGCGUGCUCUAUGAGGUGCGUCGUGCUCCGUGCGAGGCCGCUAGCAGCUAGCUGA
Schizophyllum commune H4-8 is the source of this 1503-nucleotide messenger RNA. RefSeq lists its product as uncharacterized. The transcript is spliced from 6 exons. NCBI's taxonomy places the organism in Eukaryota, Fungi, Basidiomycota, Agaricomycetes, Agaricales, Schizophyllaceae. The record is from RefSeq and is a predicted model, not a curated record. The coding region runs from base 1 to 1503 and encodes 500 amino acids.